Molecule: messenger RNA, 255 nt
Organism: Knipowitschia caucasica
Lineage: Eukaryota; Metazoa; Chordata; Actinopteri; Gobiiformes; Gobiidae
Source: the annotation of a GenBank genome assembly
AUGGAGGUGAUGAGACAGAAGCUGACCCCUGUGACUCUGGACCCCUGCAACUGUGGACCCUUGUGGCCGCGCCCCUGUGGAGGCCCCUGCGGAGGCCCCUGCGGAGGCCCCUGCGUCACAUCAGGCAGCGCAGAGGUCCUCAUGUUCAUUUACCGCUGCACACUCGACCUCAGACCUCUGCGACAACCCACUCGCUGUCCCUCCUUCUCUCGCCACUCCACGGAGCGUCAGCGGAUCCUCUCAGCGCGCACUUGA